This is a messenger RNA of Acinonyx jubatus (cheetah), 9789 nucleotides long. Its product is annotated as bifunctional heparan sulfate N-deacetylase/N-sulfotransferase 4. Gene Ontology annotation, molecular function: heparan sulfate N-sulfotransferase activity; deacetylase activity. The transcript is spliced from 18 exons. The coding region runs from base 1729 to 4362 and encodes 877 amino acids. The record is from RefSeq and is a predicted model, not a curated record. NCBI's taxonomy places the organism in Eukaryota, Metazoa, Chordata, Mammalia, Carnivora, Felidae. Gene Ontology annotation, cellular component: Golgi apparatus.
UGUGGCCUACUAAGUCUCACCACGAAAAUCUGGAUUCUCUCACACUCCAAUUUUUUAUCCAGAAGGAUUAAGGUAAACAAACUUCAAACGUUCAGAACGCAAAAUAAGCGGAGCUAGAACCGAGAAAAGCUUACCGCAGAUCCCUGGAGAGCAACGGAAACAGCCUGUGGGUCCCUCCACCUGCGUCUAGGAGCAGUACUGAGACUUCAGCAGCCUGCAUCCGACCUCACCACUGAAACUUUCAAGUGGAAACGAAAUAACUUUGUAAUGAGUUUGAUGUCCUUCAUCCAAGGGAAAACAACCCGGGAGCUGGGAGCCUCGCGGGGCCUCGCGAGACGAAGGCCAGGGUUUGCCACCUCCCGAGGGAUUUUGGGUAAGCGCGUUUCCUAGAGCGUGAGGAGAGUCGGCACAGAGAGCGGGCGUGAUUGGCUGAGAAGCCCGCUUUUCUAAGCCAAGUUUUUGGUGACAAGAAAUGGGAUCCAAAGCUGACUGCAAACACCCUUGGACCGAGGACAUGCACAGGCAAGAUGCCCAAUGAUCCCUUUGAAUUUACUGUUCCUCCUCUUCUUAUCUAAGAGCCUUGGUUGUACCAGAUAUCUCCAGCUUCAUUUUAUCAUCAUCCCAGAGAGGGUUGUUUCUAAUCUUCAAAGGCCAAAUUUCUUCUCUAAUCUACAAACUUCUUUAGCAUUUGCCACACUUCUGUGUUUUCCUAUUCUUUUGGUCCAGUGUCAUGGCUGCAAAGUGGAAUUCUACUCUCGAGUUUCAUAGGAAAUUGUCCAACUGUACAAUGAAAGAUUAUGCAAAUCCUCAAGGAGCAUCUAAUCAAUCACCUCGGUGUGAGAGGAAUGCAGCUGAUCGCUGAAUUAGCUUCUGUUGGAACGUAUUCAUGUGUAACAUCCCACUGACCGCGUGACAGCACAACAGCUCCAGGUCCUUGAAAGUCUUGAGGAUGAUUAGCUGAAGGAAUUGGCGGUUUCUGCCAAUCAUAAUCCGGCAGGGCUGCCUUUAUAGUUCUGGAGAUGCGAGAGAAAGAGGGAGGGAGGGAAAGACCGACUACAGCUAAGCAAGAAGCACAGCAGCAGUAGCAACAGCGGAGCAGGAGCAGCUGGUAUUCCGGUGAUUAAAUAGUUCUCAUAGCCUUUUUGCUGUACUCGGUCCGCUCCCUGGUGUAAUUCUCGUGUCCAAGGAGGAAGCUGCAUUUUAACGGUGUGCUGAACAGAGGUUUGAAUCAUUCCAGCUGGCUGCUUGUUUUGAAAAGGACAGUGUGUGUAUAAAUAAAAAGACACUCUGCUGGAAGAGUUCAGAUACUAGGAUUGGAACUAAAAAAGCGCUCUCGGAAUAUUGUUGAGGCAGAUUAUAUGAACUGAAAGCUCCUUCUAAUUAACCUGGAGCCAAGUGAAUCUGAAUGCUGGAUAUCUCACUUUCUAACUCGGGAUAAAUUCAAGUUAGGAUAAGAAAAAAAAUUGAAAUGCUUCUCUAGAUAAUGUUUAAAGGAUUCUGCAUCAGUCUUUGGUAUUGGACAUACUCAAAAUCCCUUCUUCAACUUUUGCUCUCCUGGUCCAUUGUCUUCCAGCUUUAACUUACUUGUGAUCCCUUCAAACAUUUUACAUGGUUUGCAAUGGUUACAUGAACUUUUGGGAAGUGAUAUUUGCACCAUCUCAUACUUUAUUCACUAUGGCACUUUAGAAAAAGAAAUUGGAAAAAACUUACAAAGCAGUAUUUUAAAAAAUGAAUCUUAUUGUGAAGCUUCGGAGAAGUUUUCGAACAUUGAUUGUUCUUUUAGCUACCUUUUGUUUGGUGAGCAUUGUCAUUUCUGCCUAUUUCCUCUACUCUGGCUAUAAACAGGAAAUGACUGUUAUUGAAACCACUGCAGAAGCAGAAUGUGCUGACAUCAAAAUUCUACCAUAUCGGUCAAUGGAGCUGAAAACAGUUAAACCUAUUGAUACAUCCAAAACUGAUGCUACUGUCCUCCUAUUUGUGGAGAGCCAAUAUUCUCAACUUGGUCAAGAUAUCAUAGCUAUCUUGGAGUCUAGCCGAUUUCAGUACCAAAUGGUCAUUGCCCCCGGUAAGGGGGAUAUACCUCCUCUUACAGAUAAUGGCAAAGGGAAAUAUAUUUUAGUUAUUUAUGAAAAUAUUCUGAAGUAUGUCAGCAUGGACUCAUGGAAUCGAGAGCUUUUAGAAAAAUACUGUGUGGAAUACAGUGUUAGUAUAAUUGGUUUUCAUAAAGCCAAUGAGAACAGCUUACCAAGUACACAAUUAAAAGGCUUUCCAUUAAACCUUUUCAAUAAUCUAGCUCUAAAGGACUGUUUUGUCAACCCUCAGUCUCCUUUGCUGCAUAUUACCAAAGCCCCCAAGGUUGAGAAAGGCCCUCUUCCUGGGGAAGACUGGAGUAUUUUCCAAUAUAAUCAUUCAACCUACCAGCCUGUGCUUUUAACUGAAUUACAGACAGAAAAAUUCCUUUCAUCCUCAUCCAGCAAACCACUCUAUGCGACAGUGAUUCAGGAUCUGGGGCUUCAUGAUGGAAUUCAGCGCGUUCUUUUUGGCAACAACUUAAACUUUUGGCUACACAAGCUCAUCUUCAUAGAUGCCAUCUCCUUCUUGUCAGGGAAGAGGCUGACACUGUCCUUGGACAGGUACAUCCUUGUGGACAUUGAUGAUAUCUUUGUUGGGAAAGAGGGAACAAGGAUGAAUGUCAAAGAUGUAAAGGCAUUACUAGAGACUCAAAAUUUACUGCGCACUCAGGUUGCAAAUUUUACCUUCAACCUUGGAUUUUCAGGGAAGUUUUACCACACAGGGACUGAAGAGGAAGAUGAAGGCGAUGACCUUUUGCUUCGGUCUGUAGAUGAGUUCUGGUGGUUUCCUCACAUGUGGAGCCAUAUGCAGCCUCAUCUCUUCCAUAAUGAGUCAUCUUUAGUUGAACAGAUGAUUCUCAACAAGGAAUUUGCCCUGGAACAUGGAAUCCCUAUCAACAUGGGCUACGCGGUGGCACCACAUCACUCAGGGGUCUACCCGGUUCAUAUUCAGUUAUAUGAAGCUUGGAAGAAGGUCUGGGGUAUUCAGGUCACCAGCACUGAAGAAUAUCCACAUUUGAAACCUGCACGGUACCGAAAGGGCUUCAUUCACAAUAACAUCAUGGUCCUCCCUCGACAGACCUGUGGGUUGUUCACCCACACUAUUUUCUACAAAGAAUAUCCAGGAGGACCCCAAGAAUUGGAUAAAAGUAUCAGAGGAGGUGAACUUUUCCUCACAAUCCUUCUAAACCCGAUCAGCAUUUUCAUGACCCAUUUGUCGAAUUAUGGGAAUGACCGCCUGGGGUUAUAUACCUUUGUGAACUUGGCCAACUUCGUGCAGAGCUGGACCACCCUGAAACUGCAAACUCUGCCCCCAGUGCAACUCGCACACAAGUACUUUGAGCUCUUCCCUGAGCAAAAAGACCCUCUCUGGCAGAAUCCCUGUGAUGAUAAACGGCACAAAGACAUUUGGUCCAGAGAGAAAACUUGUGACCACUUGCCAAAAUUCCUUGUCAUCGGGCCACAAAAAACAGGAACCACUGCACUUUACUUAUUCCUUCUUAUGCACCCUUCCAUCAUCAGCAAUCUUCCCAGCCCCAAAACAUUUGAAGAAGUGCAAUUCUUUAAUGGCAACAACUACCACAAGGGAAUUGAUUGGUAUAUGGACUUUUUCCCUACUCCAUCCAACAUUACAAGUGACUUUCUAUUUGAAAAGAGUGCUAAUUACUUCCAUUCAGAAGAAGCUCCCAAGAGAGCUGCAUCUCUGGUCCCCAAAGCCAAGAUCAUCACCAUUCUCAUCGACCCCUCAGACAGGGCAUACUCUUGGUACCAGCACCAACGAUCUCAUGAAGAUCCAGCUGCCCUGAGGUUUAAUUUCUAUGAAGUUAUUACCACCGGACACUGGGCCUCACCAGACCUGAAAGCUUUGCAAAGGAGAUGCCUCGUACCUGGAUGGUAUGCAGUCCACAUUGAAAGAUGGCUAACUUACUUUGCUACUUCUCAGUUGCUAAUUAUUGAUGGACAGCAGCUGAGAUCUGACCCAGCUACUGUGAUGGAUGAAGUCCAGAAGUUUCUGGGAGUUACACCUCUUUAUAAUUAUUCUGAAGCACUAACGUUUGAUCCCCAAAAGGGCUUUUGGUGUCAGCUCCUGGAAGGAGGAAAAACCAAAUGUCUUGGAAAGAGCAAAGGCCGAAAAUAUCCACCCAUGGAUCCAGAGGAAAUUCCAAGGAUUUUAGGAGCUUUGUGCCAGCAGAAGGGUCUAGAACUUUCCUCUCUAAUUACUACCGAGAUCAUAACGUGGAACUGUCCAAACUGCUACAUAGACUGGGGCAGCCUCUGCCAUCCUGGCUGAGACAGGAGCUGCAGAAAGUGAGAUAGCACUGGAGACAAGAACCAAGGCUGGAAGGAUGCUUCCUUUUACUAUUAAAUAGAAAAACAAACCCCACAACUUUUGUCCCCUUAAUGCACUUGUGACUGUCAACAGAAGACUGUGUGAAUAAAUUUCCUUCUAUCUUUUUCAUAAAAUGAAAUUGGUUAUAUAUGCACGCAUUGGCAAUUACUAGCAUCCGUCCCUAUGUGAGCUUCUGGGAAGUAAUGUGGGGUUUUGUGGCAUUAUCCAGUUUCCAGGGUGGGUAUCAUGACACAGCCCAGUUCCUCUGUUAACCAUAAGGUUCUAGAAACUCUACAUAAGACUGGGAACCCUGAUUAUAUGCAAGUGACAAAUGAGAAUCUUGAGGAAAAGAUAAGAACAGAGAUAUCUGUAAAUGAAGUUAGCAGUAACCCAGUAUCUGAGUAAGGGCUUGCAUUUUCUCUUUGCUAAUUUAAAAACAAGUUUGCUUUUGUGGUGAGAAGAAAUGCUAUGAUCCCAUACUCUUAUUUUGAGCAUUUAUUAUUUAUGGUAGUCCACAUAUUUUUUCCUCCUUUUUAUGAAUUUCCUUGCCUUGCUAGAGAAGUUGUGAAGUUAUAGUCUUCGCCUCCCCAUGUGUUUUUGUCUGUUUUUCUUUGGUAAGAGAAAAGGUUUCACAUCCACCAAUAGUACUAUUUUAUCUGGCAAGGCAAUCUAUUCUCAGUGGAUUUUGCAUUAUGGGUCCAACAAAACCUAUCAGACAUUUGGGGGAAAAGGAGUAAGGAUGCAUACUCUGUGUAGUGUCAACUAGUAUGUAGAAGGCCAUCUUUCCAUGGGUCCAAAAUCUUACCACACUAGUAAUCUAGGUAUAGCCACCUUGACAGUGAUGUAGUAUUUAUAUAUUUUUUCACUAUGUAUGGAAGAAAAAAACUUGAUUGAUAAGAUAUGGAAUGAAAACACCCAACAUGAGUUUACAGGUAGUGUGGGGCACUCGUGCCUUCUAUGUAGUAUUAUAUCAAUCGUUUUAAAGCAUGGACUUUUCUAUAUGCCAAUACAUAUACUAUUGCAGAAGAUUAUGUUUCUAAUGGCUAUUAUAUAUAUACUUAUAUAUAAUAUAUAUUAUCGAAAACUUACCUCUUUAAACAUUACUAAUUCUCUAACCUGAACUGUUUCCCAGCCAUGCCACCCAACAAUUAAUUUCUAGAAGAGGAGUGAUGGCUCUUCCUGUCCUGGGUUACUCUCCUACGUGGAGAGGAUUAUCAUGCUGUUUGAAUUUUUUAUCCCAUUUUUCAAUGAAGACAUAGUAAGGCUUUGUUAAUCUAUUCAGCAUGAUCCAUGAAGGUAAAAUUUCAACAGAACAGUAAAUCAGCUGCUUUGGGGACAUUACCUAUAGAUCCAUCCUUCCUCUAGAGUAAUUUUUCUAUAGGUUAUAAAUAAUAUUACUUUUUCCUGCAAAUUGAGAAAUUAUGCGUAACAUAAUUCAUUGUCUUUAAAGGAAACUGAAGAUCCUUGUUUUGUUUGUUUGGUUUUUGUUGUUGCUGUUAUUAUUGUUGUUGUUGUUAUUGUUGUUGUUUUAAGCAAGCAAAUCUAAUCUAAUCUGAAAGAGAAUCAAGAAUUUUCACAUAUUUUAUUACAAAAUUCAACUUUGGAUUUAUACUUCUUGAAAAGUUUUAUUUCCUUGUUGUUUUCCCCUUGUUUCCCCACUGUGUCUAGAGGCUUUUGAUCUUUUUGAGAAAAUGUGAACGUUUUUCUUGGGCAUGAGUGAAUAGAAAUCACAAAUUAUUGCUUUGGUUGUUCCUGUGUUAACUUUGAGACUCAAAUUCUCAAACUUAUUAUUACUUAUAUGAUCAUGUGCUUGAAAACAUUGCAUUAAGCACGUGAUAAUCACAAUAAUUGGGUAUUUAGACCUCUCACAUUUCAUUUGUUGGUUCACUGGUUUCCUCCAGUUUGUAUUCUAAUAUUUUCUUUUUGACUAGAGACUAACUUUUUUCUAAGUGGAGUAACAGAGAUAUUUAUACAAAAAUGGGGAGAUAUUUUUCAUAUAAAGUAAAAUUUCACACAAGUCAAAAUACAACUCAUCACCAUAUCUGCAAAAAUGUAACUCAUUUUUGGCAUUUUCUCAUUUUUUCCCCUAAGUAAUGUAUCAUUCACCUAUCUACAGACAUCAGAGAGCAGAAUUCCCCCAAAUCCACCCAGUCUCUUUCAUUUCAACCAGCGUGUACCUUUUUCUUAUUAAGACUGAUUAUGAAGAAAAAAUAAAUUUUAAUUAUAUGAUUCAUCCUCAUCUUAUAGUAAACUACUUGGAGGGACUCUGGGCUUUGGGAAUAUUAUAAUAAAUCAGGAAAAAUCUCAGCUUUAAGAAUAUCUUGAUUGUCCCAAUUGUUACCCACUUCAGACUUCUUCAGAAUUAUUGAGUCAAAUUUAAUAUAUGUAAUGCUUUAAAAUUUUAAGUAAAUUCUAUCUCAUGGUCUUGAAUACAUACUUUUUUAAAUUUUAAAGAACUUCCUAAAACCUUUAAGCAAAACAAUGUCUUCUCCUCUUUCCUUCUUCCAGUUGCCUAACUCACAAGUAUAAUCAUUGAUUACUUCACAUUAAUAAAAGCAGGAAUAAUAUUUGAUUAUAAGCCUACAUCAAGAGGUAAUAACAAGCUUGUCAAAUACCAGUCUCUAAAAAUUAUAUUACAAAUCUCAUCCAAAACCAAAUUUUGCAUGUAUUUAGCAAUGGCUGCCAAAGAACUGAAUAAGCAACAAGGAAGAAUGCAAGUGAGAAAAAUCUACAGUCCUUUUAUUACUGUAUUUUUUCUAAAAAAAAUACUCUUAUUCCAUUUAGAGAUUUUAUUUGCCUCGAUUUCAACAAAUUCAUUUAUUUUCACCUUAUGUAGUUUUUGUUCUUCUAUCUCACUGUUUUAAUAUGACAUAAAGUGCCCUUUGCCAUGAAUAAUUGAUUUAUUUUCAGUUACAGAAACAAUUUAUAGUGGAAUAAUAUCUUAAAAGUCUGUUUUUGGUGGCUAGAAUAUAUAUUAGCCAUUUGCUUGAUGGAGGUACCUCAAAAUAAUGUUGGCCAACUUUUGAAAAGAAAGAAAUCCAGUACUCUCCCAUUUAGGAUUUUAUCUCAACUACAGGAACACAAUGUAGCCAUGGGUACAUAUAUGCACCCAGUAUGUGUAUAUAUAUAUAUAUGCAAAUGAACAUUUGUGUGUGUGUGUGUGUGUGAGCCAGUGAGGUGGAUGGGAAAAGCAGAAAGAGAGCUCUGCAUUUAUUGAAAUUGUGAAAUAACAGAUAUAGUAUCUUUGGUUCUUCUUCAGAAUAAAUACUACUACUGGUAUGGCAACUAGAGUAAUGUUGUUUCUCCUCUAAAAUCUAAGGUUUUAUUUAUUUUUUUAUGUUUAUUUUUUGAGAGAGAGAGUGUGUGUGUGAAGAGAGGAUGGGCAGAGAAAGAGGAAGACACAGAAUCUGAAGCAGGCUCCAGGCUCUGAGCUGUCAGCACAGCUCAGAGCCUGAUGCGGGGCUUGAACUCCCGGACCACGAGAUCAUGACCUGAGCAGAAGUCAGACGCUUAACGGAAUGAGCCAUUCAGGCUCCCCUAAGGUUUUAAUCAAUAGAUUAAACCUUCUUUUUCCUUUCCUUUAUCAUCCUAGCUUCUUCUGUCUUCCUAUCUCUUAUCUAUAUACAUAUUCCCUAAAUUCCAAACAUAUAAAAAGUAUAACCAGGAAGUUAAGAGAGUAAACUUUGGAUAUCUGGGUUCUCAGGCCAGUUCUGCCUCUCAUUAGCUGUGGGGCCUUGGACAAUUUGUAGAAUUUCCCUGAGUCACUGUUUCCUUUUCUGUAAAAGAGAGACAAUAAAGUGUUACUCAUUUGGUGAUUGUAAGCAUUAUAUGAAAAUAUAUUUAAGUAACAGCACAAGGCCUGAUGUAGUUAUGCUGGAACAUAUUUGUUAUAAGAAUAAUGUAUAAGAUUCAAGUCACUAUCUCUUCUUUCAUCAAACAAGAAUAUGUUUUCUACUCCCUUUAAUAAUAAAACAUAUAUAUCUUAAACAUACAAUUAAUUGUAUUUGGUCAAAAUGGGAAACUGUCUUCUGCAUAACUGUCCAAAAAUGAUUUUGUGCUGCUACCUGCUAUUGUUCUAAUCACCAUUUGGAGCAAGGUAGUUCCAUCUCAGUCCAUCCUGUUGAAAUCCCUUUCUUCCUACUGACCUCUUCCUCAGUUUAUUCAGAAGAGUGUCUUCCUUGUACCCUUUCUUUAUAUUUCUCUUCAAUUCCUUUGCUACCCAACAGAUACUCUUUUUUUUUUAAGAUUUAUUUAUUUUUCAGAGAGAGAGUACAAGCAGGGAAUGGGCAGAGGGAGGGGGACAGAAGAUCCAAAGCAGGCUCCACGCUGAUAGCAAAAAGCCAGAUGCAGGGCUCGAACUCACAAACCGUGAGAUCAUAGCCUGAGCUGAAAUUGGGUACUCAACUGACUGAGCCCCCCAGGUGUCCCCAGUUCCUCUGCAACCCAACAGAUAUUCUAUCAGGGAUAUCAGAUCCAGAAGUGCAACUUCCUCAAAUCAAGUAACAGUCACAAAAUUUAAUGGAGGUAUAAAUGUAACAAUGAAUCAAUACUUAAAAGAAUCUAGAGCAUUAAAAAUUAUGAGAAAAUUUCUCUGCUCCGGAAGUCUUUAUCUCCAUAAUAUCUCCUUUCUACAAAUGAAGCAUUUUAUUAUGCUUUAUUUAGUAUAUUGUGUUAUAUUUUAUUUGUUAAUAUCAAAUACUAUUUUUUGAAACUUUUAUUGCAAAUGCACAGUAUCUCAGGCCCGAAAUAAGACAUUUACAUAAAUAAUUUACAUUCAAAAGAUAUUUUAUUGUUUCUCAUGUCUGAAGUCUUACAUACUACCAAAACCCAAUGCACACUAGAUACUCAAUAAAAAUUAAUUGAAAUAUGUUGAAAUGUGUUGAGGACUACCAAUACCUUAAUUAUUUGCCCAACCUUAGUAUGUAUCAUUAAACAUUCUGUAAGUUUACAUUUCAGGUGUAGAAUUUAUUCAUGGCUUGUGAUAAAUUAAUGACUCCAUAGACUAAUGACUCCAAGAUCUGUAUCUCCAUUCUCAAAUUUACUCAUGAAUUCCAGACCUAUUACCCACCUUAAUCUGUUCAUUCCCAUCUAGAUAUCUGCCUGACACCUAAAUUGAGCACAUCCCUCUUAAUUACUGAUUGAACUCUUGCUCUUCAUGGAAAUUUUCUGCUUCCCUUCAAUCCCCUUUUCUUUUUAAAAACUACACCUAAUCAGAAUAAGUUUUUAGUCCUUCUGGUAAUCUUGUUCUUCCACAAGCCCAAGUUACACUGAUUGUUUUCCUGAAUGUCUUUCACUGAACCGUAUUUGCUCAGUAAAAAAUACAAUGUGAGUCACAAGUGUAAACCACAUGUGUAAUUUUAGGUUUUUUAGUAACCACUUUAGAAAACU